This is a messenger RNA of Cygnus atratus (black swan), 656 nucleotides long. It is a transcript of the gene FMR1NB, whose product is annotated as FMR1 neighbor. Lineage: Eukaryota; Metazoa; Chordata; Aves; Anseriformes; Anatidae. The record is from RefSeq and is a predicted model, not a curated record. The coding region runs from base 30 to 557 and encodes 175 amino acids. The transcript has 6 exons.
CUGCCUGUUCCAACAGUAACAGAGAAGUAAUGCUGCAAGAAGUAAUUGGCGUUCAUCUAGUACGGAACUAUGUGAUAUUGAUACUGCUUCAUAGCAUCAAUUCAAGUUUUACAUCACCAACUCAUCAAGUUUUAGAAAAAAGUGAAGUGGUGCCCAGCAAACUUAAAAUGAAACUGAAAGAUGCAUCUGAAGCUAUUUUAAAUUUCUUCAGGCCAGUGACCUGCCGUCACAAAGAAAAAGGCACCUUGGUUCCUUGUGCUGUAGGAGGGAGCAUUAACAGAACUGAGUGCUUGGAAAAUAAAUGUUGUCCUUCCAAAGACAGACAUGAACUGGCAUGUUAUGUCCCAUUUAAAGACAAUCUGCAACUGACAUUUCGACUGUUUGUGCUUGGGGCAGUAGGAUUUUUUAUUUUGGGGUGUCUGCCAUCGUGUUGCUGUGUCUGUUUGCAAAGGAGUCCAUGUGUCAAUCCUUUACGAAGGGCAAACAAAGAAAUAGAGAAAAUUGUGCGGAAGAAAAGAGCACGUAGUGAAGAUAUGCAUAGGUUGUUACCGGAUUAACUUAAAGACUCUGAGGACCAUAAACACAAGAAAAAGGUAAACUAAAUUUGGUGUGUUUCUUUGUUCUUUCAGUUUAGUAUUGUUAUCUGCCUAUCGAUU